This is a messenger RNA of Coregonus sp. 'balchen', 10169 nucleotides long. The record is from the annotation of a GenBank genome assembly. NCBI's taxonomy places the organism in Eukaryota, Metazoa, Chordata, Actinopteri, Salmoniformes, Salmonidae.
AUGAGGAGGGAAUGGUUGUUCCUUGUCUCUCAUGACAAUGUGUUUGUCAGACUCCUGAGCCAGCCUGCAGUAGGCUCUACCUGUGAGGUUAUUGAGAGGCUAUACGCCAGCACCAAACAGACCCAACUGCUCCUAUGCUCUGUGUGUGGGGUGUAUGAGAUGGGAGCCAGGACAACCAGCAGCCUGGCAGUGUGAAGCAUCCAGCCUGCCAUUGACCAACUGGAGACUCAGCGUGAGUACAUUGAUCCCCUGCUUUAGUGCUAACUGUCGUCAAAUACUGCACUGCAAACAUUUUUUGAAAAUCACCUUGCCUCAAGGCAUAUAGAGAGUCUGUGUAAUCAGUUUGUUCUUAACCAUACAAUCAGCUACUACAGUACCAUACAGUCUAUACUGCUACACAUUGCAAUAACGUUAAGUGAUUAUAUGAUGUUCAUCUUACUGCAUUGCAGUAACUUGAACAUACUGUACCUCAAAAUGAAUCAUUCAAUACAUGUUGAUGCUGUGAAGUCCAAUAGAUGAAAAGGAGUAAAUUAACUCAUAUUCUCACUGAGAGGGUUUGCUGUUUGUUUGAUUAUCUUUAGCUGUACUGUUGAGUCUGGGAAUUACGCCUGGGCUAGGGCCAGCCCUUCACAAAGCCAGUUCUAGUGGGCUGAGCCAGGUCUAGCAGACUUGGACAGUUUCUAUUUUCUACUCUUUUAUGGGCAGAAACAACAAAAGUAAAAACUUCACAACAUAUGAUGUUUAUAUCAAUACAUUGCAGUAAAGUGGGAAAAGAAGAGCGUCAACCAAUUGACGUUUAUGUCAACCAUCCUUCACCCCCUCCACCCUCUCCCCCACUCAUUUUCUCCCUACUCUCUCUCUCUUGCCCUUCCUCACUCCCUCCCUCUCUUGCUCUCUUCUAUCUCUCUCUUAUCUCUCUCUCUCUCUCUUUGCCUCCUUCUUUCUCUCUCAACCUCCUCUUUAUCCCCCUACUUUACUCCUCUCUCUCUUCCAGUGGCGACCCAUCAUUUAGGGCAGGUGUGGCAGCCCCACAUUUUUAGCAAAAAAAAGCCUGUUUUGCAUGUUCUUUUGGCAUUAAUACGUGUCACAUAUCAGUUUUUUUUGUUUUCUUGAGUAAGGCAGCUCCAAAAUGCAGGUGUUUCAGCCUAGCUCAGUGCUUUCUGUGGUGGGGGGCAAGCCAGCAGAAAAUACGGAGCAUUGCGCAAUGAUUGGCUCAGUGUUAUGUCACUCAUGGGGACACUAGUUACUGCCAAGUCUAAGGCAAUUCAAGCCCCUUGGCUGCCACAGAGUUACAUUAGAAGUGCCCAUCCAAGAAGGCUCAAGGUCAUUGGCCACAGAUAAAAUGACAUCAAAUCACGUUAUAUGUACAGUUGCUUUGAUUGGAUUGAUCCUGUCAACAUCAUCCUUUCAAAAUCUAAGCUAGCAGUCAUCAUCAUGAAUCAAGUCGACAAUCUACUGGCAAAUCCUUUUUAAUCCUUGUCAUAUGAAGAGAAAUAAUGAAGAGAAAUUAUAAAUAAAACGUAUCGGUGCUCAUCGGCCAUUGGACAUAAACAUUACACAACAAGUUGGAAAUCGCAAAUUCAACAAUGAGUGGUUUGGAAGGAAUCGGUGACAGUGGCUAACUGCAAUCAUUGCAAAGCAAUCACUAGCCUGCUAUUCAGUGGAGUGGCUGUAAGGACCCAAAUCUUGGAUUAAGGAGCUCUUUUCCAAGUUUAAAAUGAUAAACAUUCAACAUUGGCCAUACUGUCAAUGAAGCAUGAUUUGUGCCGCGCAAAAAAAACUGUUAACUUGGAACUGCGAAAACUUGACUUCAGUGAGUUCAAGACAACUGGGAAGUCGGGAAUAAACAAGCUCCAACUGGGAAAAUACAUUUUGAACUGUCAUCCAACUCGGAAUUGUAAAUCUGGCUUAUUUCUCUUUAGUUGAUGACAACAUUUUCCCACGAAGGACCGCCGCGCAAACUUCCUGUUCAAGUGAGCACAGCACAACAAGGUGAGUCCAAAAAUGUAUUGUAUGAUGCUGCAUAAAUUAUGUAAUAUGCCAGUGAGAUACAGUGAGGGAAAAAAGUAUUUGAUCCCCUGCUGAUUUUGUACGUUUGCCAAAUGACAAAGAAAUUAUCAGUCUAUAAUUUUAAUGGUAGGUUUAUUUGAACAGUGAGAGACAGAAUAACAACAAAAAAAUCCAGAAAAACGCAUGUCAAAAAUGUUAUAAAUUGAUUUGCAUUUUAAUGAGGGAAAUAAGUAUUUGACCCCUUCUCAAUCAGAAAGGUUUCUGGCUCCCAGGUGUCUUUUAUAAAGGUAACGAGCUGAGAUUAAGAGCACACUCUUAAAGGGAGUGCUCCUAAUCUCAGUUUGUUACCUGUAUAAAAGACACCUGUCCACAGAAGCAAUCAAUCAAUCAGAUUCCAAACUCUCCACCAAGACCAAAGAGCUCUCCAAGGAUGUCAGCGACAAGAUUGUAGACCUACACAAGGCUGGAAUGGGCUACAAGACCAUCGCCAAGCAGCUUGGUGAGAAGGUGACAACAGUUGGUGCGAUUAUUCGCAAAUAGAAGAAACAGUUCUUCUACUAAUCUCACUGCAACUCCCCUCCAUGUCUCCGACCACUACUUUGUAUCCUUUUCUCUCUCGCUCUCCUCCAACAGUACUCACUCUGCCCCUACACAGAUGGUCAUGCGCCGUCGCAACCUUCUCUCUCUCUCUCCCGCUACUCUCUCCUCUUCCAUCCUAUCAUCUCUUCCCUCUGCUCAAUCCUUCUCCCUCCAAUCUCCUGAUUCUGCCUCCUCAACCCUCCUCUCCUCCCUUUCUGCAUCGUUUGACUCUCUAUGUCCCCUAUCCUCCCGGCCGGCUCGGUCCUCCCCUCCAGCUCCGUGGCUUGAUGACUCAUUGCGAGCUCACAGAACAGAGCUCCGGGCAGCUGAGCGGAAAUGGAAGAAAACUAGACUCCCUGCGGACCUGGCAUCUUUUCACUCCCUCCUCUCUACAUUUUCUUCAUCUGUUUCUGCUGCUAAGGCCACUUUCUACCACUCUAAAUUCCAAGCAUCUGCCUCUAACCCUAGGAAGCUCUUUGCCACAUUCUCCUCCCUUCUGAAUCCUCCCCCCCCCCCCCCUCCUCCCUCUCUGUGGAUGACUUCGUCAACCACUUUGAAUAAGAAGGUUGACGACAUCCGAUCCUCGUUUGUUAAGUCAAAUGACACUGCUGGUCCUGCUCACACUGCCCUAACCUAUGCUUUGACUUCUUUCUCCCCUCUCUCUCCAGAUAAAAUCUUGCGACUUGUGACUGCAGGCCGCCCAACAACCUGCCCGCUUGACCCUAUCCCCUCCUCUCUUCUCCAGACCAUCUCCGGUGACCUUCUCCCCUACCUCACUUCGCUGAUCAACUCAUCCUUGACCGCUGGCUAUGUCCCUUCCGUCUUCAAGAGAGCGAGAGUUGCACCCCUUCUCAAAAAAUCAACACUCGAUCCCUCUGAUGUCAACAACUACAGACCAGUAUCCCUUCUUUCUUUUCUCUCCAAAACUAUUGAGCGUGCCGUCUUUAGCCAACUCUCUUGCUAUCUCUCUCAGAAUGACCUUCUUGAUCCAAACCAGUCAGGUUUCAAGACUGGUCAUUCAACUGAGACUGCUCUUCUCUGUGUCACGGAGGCUCUCCGCACUGCUAAAGCUAACUCUCUCUCCUCUGCUCUUGUCCUUCUAGACCUGUCUGCUGCCUUUGAUACUGUGAACCAUCAGAUCCUCCUCUCCACCCUCUCCGAGCUGGGCAUCUCCGGCGCGGCUCACUCUUGGAUUGCGUCCUACCUGACCGGUCGCUCCUACCAAGUGGCGUGGCGAGAAGCUGUCUCCGCACCACGUGCUCUCACCACUGGUGUCCCCCAGGGCUCAGUUCUAGGCCCUCUCCUAUUCUCGCUAUACACCAAGUCACUUGGCUCUGUCAUAUCCUCACAUGGCCUCUCCUAUCAUUGCUACGCUGACGACACACAACUAAUCUUCUCCUUUCCCCCUUCUGAUAACCAGGUGGUGAAUCGCAUCUCUGCAUGUCUGGCAGACAUAUCAGUAUGGAUGACGGAUCACCACCUCAAGCUGAACCUUGGCAAGACGGAGCUGCUCUUCCUCCCGGGGAAGGACUGCCUGUUCCAUGAUCUCGCCAUCACGGUUGACAACUCCGUUGUGUCCUCCUCCCAGAGUGCGAAGAGCCUUGGCGUGACCCUGGACAACACCCUGUCGUUCUCCGCUAACAUCAAGGCGGUGACCCGAUCCUGUAGGUUCAUGCUCUACAACAUUCGGAGAGUACGACCCUGCCUUACACAGGAAGCGGCACAGGUCCUAAUCCAGGCACUUGUCAUCUCCCGUCUGGAUUGCUGCAACUCGCUGUUGGCUGGGCUCCCUGCCUGUGCCAUUAAACCCCUACAACUCAUCCAGAAUGCCGCAGCCCGUCUGGUGUUCAACCUUCCCAAGUUCUCUCACGUCACCCCCCUCCUCCGCACACUCCACUGGCUUCCAGUUGAAGCUCGCAUCUGUUACAAGACCAUGGUGCUUGCCUAUGGAGCUGUGAGGGGAACGGCACCUCCGUACCUUCAGGCUCUGAUCAGUCCCUACACCCAAACGAGGGCAUUGCGUUCAUCCACCUCUGGCCUGCUGGCUCCCCUUCCUCUGCGGAAGCAUAGUUCCCGCUCAGCCCAGUCAAAACUGUUCGCUGCUCUGGCACCCCAAUGGUGGAACAAGCUCCCUCACGACGCCAGGACAGCGGAGUCACUCACCACGUUCCGGAGACAUUUGAAACCCCACCUCUUUAAGGAAUACCUGGGAUAGGAUAAAGUAAUCCUUCUACCCCUCCCAAAAUCUGUGGAGGGAGCUGAAGGUUCAAGUUGCCAAACGUCAGGCUCGAAACCUUGAUGACUUGGAGAAGAUCUGCAAAGAGGAGUGGGACAAACCCCUCCUGAGAUGUGUGCAAACCUGGUGGCCAACUACAAGAAACGUCUGACCUCUGUGAUUGCCAACAAGGGUUUUGCCACCAAGUACUAAGUCAUGUUUUGCAGAGGGGUCAAAUACUUAUUUCCCUCAUUAAAAUGCAAAUCAAUUCAUAACAUUUUUGACAUGCGUUUUUCUGGAUUAUUUUUUUGUUAUUCUGUCUCUCACUGUUCAAAUAAACCUACCAUUAAAAUUAUAGACUGAUCAUGUCUUUGUCAGUGGGCAAACGUACAAAAUCAGCAGGGGAUCAAAUACUUUUUUCCCUCACUGUAUGUAUACUGUAGCUAAGAAAGUAAUACUAAGUGAAUGUUGUGUAGUAAGAUGUUAGUAGCCCAUGUGCCUCACCCUAAUAAUUUGGUCUGUUUACCCCUCUUAAUUUCGCCUACUGUUCUGACUUGUGGUGCACAUGUAGCCUAUAACCUGUUUUAGAGAAAUGUAAUCAUCAAAUAUUGUAAGAGCUUUCAUUGUCUGCUUAUAUGCCCCCUUUAUUUAUCCUAUGGUUCUGACUUGGUGUACAGGGAGAACACUGUAAGAACGGCCCUGAAUUCUGUCGCUGUACAUUUCAAAAGUGCCCACUUUUUUUUUUUUUGCCCCACCAACAUUUACAUGCUAAAAUCGCCACUGCUCUCUUCUAUUAAUUACUUUCCUCUCUCCCCUCUCUUUCCCUAUCCCUGUCUCUCUCCCACUCCUUCACUCUCCCCCUUCCCACACUCUCCCUCCUCCCCAUUCCCUCCCUCCCAUCGCUCUCUCUCUCUCUCUCUCUCCCCCACCUCCACCUCUCUCUCCUCUCUCCCACCUCCACAGACUGGAUAUUGACGCAUAGAAGUCAAUGCAUUGCAUUCAUUGUAAAAAUAUAUGCAUGAAGGAUAUUAACGUAUAGGUUUGUGUCAAUAGAUUUGACUAAUACGUCAAUACAAUGCAUUCACAGCAAAAAAGUUGGUGAUAAAGCUGCAACAUGUAAAUUGGUGAAAGACCGGGACGGACGGACGGACGGACAGACAGACACUGACCUCUGUGACAGUUUUCUGCCAUUGUUCCUACUCCUUUGAAAACAGCAGCUAUGACUCCCAUACUGAAGAAACAGGGCCUAGACUCUGAGCUCCUCACCAACUACAGGCCUAUCUCAAACUUCCCUUUCCUCGCCAAAGUGCUUGAGUAGGUGGUAGCAUCACAAAUCCCAACAACACAUGGCCUCUCAUUAACUUUUCAAACCUCUCCAGUCGGGCUUCUGGGCUAUGCAUGGCACUGAAACUGCUUUGGUAAAGGUAGUGAAUGACCUCUGUGCUGCUGAUGCUGGGAACAUCUCCAUCCUCAUCCUUCUGGACAUGUCUGCAGCAUUUGACACUGUCUAUCAUCAGAUUUUAACUGUGAACACAGAUGUUGCACACAAACACUCACAGAUGUUGCACACACACACAUACGUUGCACACAUACUAAUGUCAUACACCAAGGCCUAACACAACACGGCCACGAAGGACAGUCCUCUAAAGGCCUACCAACCAAUAAAAAGUAAUGUCUAACAGCAUUUAGUCAAUUUCCACUCAAUUGACCACCAGAGCAACAACACAAGUUAUAUCAGGGUUGCCCAACCCUGUUCCUGGAGAGCUACCCUCCUGUAGGUUUUCGCUCCAACCCCAGGUGUUACUAACCUGAUUCAUCUUAUCAACCUGCUAAUUAUUAGAAUCAGGUGUGCUAUAUUAGGGUUGGAGCAAAAACCUACAGGAUGGUAGCUCUCCAGGAACAGGGUUGGGCAGUCCUGAGUAAUAUAAUCUGUGUACACAAAAUUCACUGGCCUUUCAGCACCAUGGACAGAAUCAUGGACAACUAUAGGCAUCAAACAGAGCACAAAUUAUGCUAAUAAAUAAACGUCCUUACCUUUUAGAAAGAUUUUCUUCUUGUUUUCUUGCUGAGAAGUCCUUGUUUACCUUGGUAAAAUCCUACCACGAAGGAUGUCGCUUUCAAGGGACAUCAGGGUUAAGUGAUUAUCUUUCCUGAUGCAUUGUUGAUCUCAGUUUAUUUUUCACCAAAGAAGCUUUGAAAAGCUUUGCGUUGGUCACAUAUCAACAUUAGGAAAUAUUGACUAUAAUUUCCUUCACCUUAAAAGUUGUAGUACUGCCUUAGCAGACGUGUUACCUUCCUCGUUACAGAUACAUUUUUGUUUUUUACAAUGGCGUGGCUAUAGCCCAGGUUAGCCCAUACAUCAAAACGCCCCUGCUUCAUGGAGUCUCCGGAAACACCCCUUGCCUGGUUCCACUCAUAUCUAUCUGAUAGACAGCAGUUUGUCUCCCUUGGCAACUACAGGUCUGCCCCAGCCCCUGUAUCACAAGGUGUAUUUAGAUGCUACCUCUUGGUCAGAUCCUCCGUCACUUUGGACUCAGAUUUCACUGUUACGCAGAUCACACACAAAUCUACAUCCACACAAACCCUACUCCACCUUGCCACCCUCCUAUUUUGUUGUUGACUGUCUCCGUGAAGUUAACUUUGAUGAGCAAUAACUUUUUUAAACUAAACAACGACAAAACAGAGAUCAUGCUCAUGGGCCCCAACUCCCUCAGCUAGAAACUGGGUCAACAUUCGACCACACUCUGUCAUUUGAACCCCAUAUCCGAAACAUCACCAAGUCAGCCUUCUUCCACCUCAAAACAUCUCACGAUUCAGACCCUCUCUCACUGACCCCACUGCUGAAACUACAACUACAACAUAUUCAAAAUUCAGCUGCACGAGUCCUCACACACACCAGACCUGGGGACCACAUAACCCCACCCUCAUCAAUCUCCACUGGCUCCCAGUUCAAUACAGGUUCAUCUUCAAAUUGCUCAUGCUCACCAACAAAGCACUUAAUGGACUGGUGCCCACAUACCUUACUGACCUCCUGCAUCCCUACACUAUCACCUGUUCACUACGUUCAUUUGACAUUGGACUUCUCAUCAUCCCUCGCACCAGGCUGCGCUCCAUGGGAGACCAUGCUUUUAUCAGUGCCAGCCCCCCAACUUUGGAACUCCCUCCCUCUCCAUGUCAGAACCUCACAAUCCAUACAGAUAUUUAAGUCCAAACUAAAGACACACCUCUUCACAAAGGCUUACCCGGAUUCUCUGUUGUCUUAGCUUUUAUCCUGUCCUUAUGUUUAGUGUACUUACUUAGUUUAAUGUGUGAUUUUAUAGUUUUUUAUCCUGCUGAUUAUCUUCGCUCUGGAUAAGAGCAUCUGCUAAAUGACUAAAAUGUAAAUGUGAUGUUACUCUUGGUCCUCUGACCUGUUCUGAGGCUGUGUUUACACAGGCAGCCCAAUUCUGAUAUUUUGUUCAUAAAUGCAUAUUUUGACCAAUCAGAUCAGCUCUAUUAUAGUUUUUUAUCCUGCUGAUUAUCUUGUGUAUUUAAAGUUACUUUGGGUGUCUUUAAAAGGGCUUAAAAUGAAAUGUAGUAGUAGUAGUAGUAGUAGUGCAAGACCAUUGUGUCCAAUGGAUGUCAAAUUUUUAGGGGAGGCCAAUUUACUUCAAAUUUCAUAUGCUGGGUCAUGACGGUCCCCCGGUCACAAAAUAAGGUCUGUAGGUAAUGGUUUUCUAUGGAAGAAAAGGCUGUGUUCUCUUUGGAACCACGUUUCCACUGUGAAUAGUUAAUUUCACAUGGUUAGGUGUAGGCUUGCGUUCAUUGGGAGUGUCUGCUGAACGAUCACAUAUGUGAAUUGUGUUUCUAACCUCAACCGUUCUACCGAUGUCACUCAAAAGCACCUUAACUCUAAGUCAGGCUUCAAGUGAGGCGCACCUUUCUGCCAUGUAGUGGGGGAGGGUAAAAUUAAUUUAUUGUAAAUUGGGUUAGGUUUAUUUCUAGGGUUGAGACCCUAACCCUAACCGAUCUUAUCUAAGCUCUCUCCAAACCCUGACCCUAACCUUCUUGACUAAACCCCAGUGGGGUUGCUGGAUAGCCCGAGCUUGUCAUGCUAAGGGUUUAUAAGUGUGGGCCUGUCUCCUUGGCUCGCCAGUCGUGUAGUGGUGUGCAUCCUCCUAGGGGUUUAUGACUUGCCUCUUGCACUUCAACUUCAUUUACCACUUGGAGCUCUGUCCCUCAUACCUAACCUUAACCUAACAGGCAAGUACGUAGGCAGGCAGACAGGCACAGACAGAUUAUAACCUCAACCUUAAACCCCCUAACCCUAACCCUAGCUUCGUCUCUACAUCUUGGCUCAACCCUAAAUAUAGCCAUAGGGUUAGGGUUAGGGUUAGGGUUAGGGUUAGGGUUGAGGUUUUAGUUAGAGUUUAGCCGGGAUGUGGACAAGAAGUUAGGGUUAGAGUAAUGGUUAGGGUUGAGCCAAGAUGUGUAGAUGAAGCAAGAGUUAGGGUUAGGGUUGAGGCUAGGGUUGACCCUAUUGACAUAAGCACUCAUCUGUGACACUCAUCUUUUACCAUUAACUGCAAUGUAUUGGCAUGAACAUCAAUUGGUUGACACUCUUCUUUGCCCAUUUACUGCAAUGUAUUGACAUACACUGAGUGUACAAAACAUUAGGAACACCAUCGUAAUAUUGAGUUGCACCUACUUUUGCCCUCAGAUCAGCUUCAAUUCGUUGGGGCAUGGACUCUACACGGCCUCAAAAGCCUUCCCCAGGGAUGCUGGCCCAUGUUGACUCCAAUGUUUCCCACAGUUGUGUCAAGUUGGCUGGAUGUGCUUUGGGUGGUGGACCAUUCUUGAUACACACGGGAAACGGUUGAGCAUGAAAAAAACAGCAGCGUUGCAGUUCUUGACACACUCAAAUCGGUGCACCUGGCACCUACUACCAUAUCCUGUUCAAAGGCACUUAAAUAUUUUGUCUUGCCCAUUCUCCCACUGAAUGGCACACAUACACAAUCCAUGUCUGAAGGUUUAAAAAUCAUUCUUCAACAUGUCUCCUCCCUUCAUCUACACUGAUUUGAAGUGGAUUUAACAAGUAACAUCAAUAAAGGAUCAUGGCUUUCACCUGGUCAGUCUAUGUCAUUGAAAGAGCAGGUGUUCCUAAUGUUUUGUACAACCAGUGUAUGUUAUUGUGUGCUGUUUAUUUUGUGUAGUCUGAGGUUAUUGGCAGUGUAAAACAUAAUGACCUUCUCUAAACUCAUUGUAUUCUCUAGUUGUUGCUGCCAACAGUCUGGCCUGUAAAGGGCUGGAUCAUCUUGAGGAGAAGAUCCCAGCUCUGCAGUAUCCCCCUGAGAAGGCAAGGACGCUCUUCUCUGAGUUAAUUUAA